Drosophila suzukii is the source of this 881-nucleotide messenger RNA. It is a transcript of the gene lsn, whose product is annotated as vacuolar-sorting protein SNF8. Gene Ontology annotation, cellular component: ESCRT II complex. Lineage: Eukaryota; Metazoa; Arthropoda; Insecta; Diptera; Drosophilidae. Gene Ontology annotation, biological process: protein transport to vacuole involved in ubiquitin-dependent protein catabolic process via the multivesicular body sorting pathway. The record is from RefSeq and is a predicted model, not a curated record.
UUAAUUUUCUUUAAAGAAACUCAAAUUUCAAUUUUAUUUAUAAAUUUCCACUAAAAGGACACAAAAUGCGACGACGUGUGGGCCUGGGAGCCAUCCAGCAGCAGAAACUGGCCGCGGAGAAGUACAAGGACAAGGGCACCGACCUGCAGGAAAACCAGCUCGAGCAAAUGACUAAGCAAAUGGAGGUUUUCCGUGUGAAACUCGAGGAGUUUGCGAUGAAACACAAGGAGGACAUCCGCAAGAACUCACAGUUCCGCAAGCAGUUUCAGGAAAUGUGCGCCGCCAUUGGCGUGGAUCCCCUGGCCUCAGGCAAAGGCUUCUGGAGCGUUCUGGGCAUGGGCGAUUUCUACUAUGAACUGGGCGUCCAGGUGGUGGAGGUUUGCCUGGCCGCCAAUCACAAGACCGGUGGCCUCAUGGAACUGGACGAGCUGCGACGACGCCUAAUCGCCGCCAGAGGUCAGAGUUCAGUGCACCAGGAGAUCACCAAGGAGGACAUCCUCAUGGCCGCCAAGAAACUGACCAUCUUUGGAAAUGGCUUUGUGGUGCACAAGCUGGGAAAGGGCAAGUACAUCGUUCAGUCCAUUCCCGGAGAGCUGAGCAUGGAGGAGACCAACAUCCUGAACGCCGCAUCCAAUACGGAACAGGGAUGUGUUACGCAAAGUCAGCUGAUGAACGAUUUGGGUUGGACCGAAUACCGCGCCCAGCAGUCACUGGACAAGGUGCUCGGCGAGGGUCUCUGCUGGAUUGACAAGCAGGCGCAGGAUGAGCCCGCCUACUGGUUCCCCAGUUUGUUUCCCGGUCGCAAUGCACAGACCACAGUCGCCACGUAGUGAUCUCAUAAAAUUAAUUUAAUAUGUACAAUAGUAAGCAUAAAAUAUAUC